Messenger RNA from Hymenoscyphus albidus, 1177 nucleotides. The record is from the annotation of a GenBank genome assembly. Lineage: Eukaryota; Fungi; Ascomycota; Leotiomycetes; Helotiales; Helotiaceae.
AUGGAGCCCCCUCCGCCCGAUAGCCGCUCCCGACAACAACAGGCGGAUUUCAAAGGUUAUUUGGACUUCGACGGCAAGGAUAUUGGCGUCUAUUCUUACUGGAACCUUGCUCGCAUCGAGAACGAAAUGUCAAUUUACCGCAGCGCUCUAAGACAGAACGGCAUAAUCAGAUUACUUAGAAUAAAGCCCGCGUAUCCAGAUGUCGUUGCAUCUUUGUACAACCCCUUCAAGUCUCUUAUCGUGAAUUAUUGUACCACACACGCUUUCAGAGGUGGUGCAUUCGCAGAGAAGGUUCGCAAGAACAGUGCUCUCAACGACAUUCUGCAGUUUAUCUACUGGUCCCCUGUCAUGACCAAGGAGCAUCGAUACUUCUUCAGCAAGGAGAUCUUGGAUCUCAAUCAAGAGGUCAUGGCACACUUGAAGGAACCCUCUACUCCCGAAGAUAUAGACUAUCGCUUUAUGGCCAAAUACAUACAGCGUCUCGAAAACGUUGAACAGUACUUCGAGACGGAGCGCGUGAGUCCAGUCCCAAUACCUACAGACAUAUCCGACGAAUGGCUCGAGUAGUUUGGACCUUUAUUCACUGAAAACUACCGCCAAGCCAAGGAGUGGCACCCAGAUGCUCCUUUCAAGGUUCAGGACCCUAUCAGGGAUCAAUAUGGGAUGAGUAGGUAUAGCCGGACCCUAGACUUGAGACUUACUAAUUUGGGUCACAGCUAUGAAGGGAUAUAAUGAUAUCGAUAUUGAGGAGAUGUACCCCAUCCGAUUCGCAACUCAGCGCAUGAUGAGCACCCAAGAUACGGCCUUCUCCCAGGUUGGUGCCAUGGAUUACGGCAGAGGUGAGUUUCCAUUGUUUCUGGUGACUUGAGCAUAGUCUAAUUCAAGUACAGCCCUAAGUCAGAUCGCAGACCGAGAAAGCUUGGAUCAAGCGAGAGCACGCGAGAACCUAGAUGCUGGAGUAGGCCCAAAAAUGGCUCCUCAAAUUCGUGAUCCGGAGAGCUUACCGUUCGACGCCCUGUCUUAUCAAAUUCCGGAUUGGGACAAAGACUGGAAUAAUGCAGAGUCUGAUAUUGAAUUGCAGGAGACGGUGGAGGACGACAGAGAUAGUUUUGAUUCUAUCGACGAGCUCGAGGGCAGGACAAGGCGGUCAAAGGGGAAGAGUAGAGCUCAGUUUUGA